Messenger RNA from Moneuplotes crassus, 1473 nucleotides. The record is from the annotation of a GenBank genome assembly. NCBI's taxonomy places the organism in Eukaryota, Ciliophora, Spirotrichea, Euplotida, Euplotidae.
AUGGACACUCACAUCAAAGUUAAGAAAGAGAGUAUUGAAAGCAUUUAUUUCGACACAAUGUUAUCAGAACUCACUGAAGAGGACUAUAAGCAAGAGAUUGAUUUUAUUGGAAUGGACCCGUUCAGAAUUAAAACUAUCAACGCCCAACAGAUGUUUAAUUUGUACCAGACCUUCCCGAAAAUGUUUGUUUGAGAUAUGCGAAGUCAGGAGCACUUCAAGAACUGCCAUUUCAAGUCAUCUAUAAAUAUUCCUGUUGAUAGGGUGGCUAAGGAAGACUUUAUCAACUUUAAUGUGAAAGAGUUUAUUGAGAAAUAUAUUCCUAAGGAACUGGACAAAGAGAAAUUCAAGAAAAGAAAGAGGUCGGUUGUAGUCAUAGUGGCGCAUCGGGUCUGAUCCGUGGAGAUCUUCAAAGAAUUGCAAGGACUGUUUGACUUUGAGAAUAUGGAUGAUAUGAAGUUUAAAUACUCUGCCCAAGACAUACUCGCUACUAAAAAUUCAAUUUUACUUUACAGAGCUUUUAAGAAAGAGAAAACCAGAGAAGUUUAUAUUUGCAGGAACAGCUUCAAUGCUAUCCAAGGGAAAUACCCCUUCAUGUGUAAGUUCAAAGGGCACAGCCUUUACAUGGAUCCAAAAAAGUGAAAUGGAUAUCCAAAUGAAAUUAUUGACAGAAGACUUUAUCUUGGAGAUGCAACUCAUGCUAAAAAUCGGACCAUAAUGUAUAAUCUAGGAAUCACUCAUAUUUUGAAUGUUUCGACAAACCUUCCAAAUACAUUUGAAGAUUCAAAGAGUAUGAAUAUAACAUAUAAAAAGAUCAACUUGGAGGACACAGAGGAUGCUCCUUUGGACAACCAUUUAUUCAACGCAGCUUAUGAGUUCAUCGACAAGGCCAUCUCCAAGAAGAAGAUUCAUAAGAUGAAGAUUUAUAGCACUAAAUUUGAUUUGGUCCAUAAUUUUUCUGAUAGCAGAAAGAAAUCAAUGACAUUAGUAAAUUCUGCAGCAGAGACAAAUGACAUCUUGUUAGAUCUGAGUGUAAUGGCUGUAUCAGAAAUUAAGAAUAAAAUUUAUGAUAAGCUUUUUGACAUUGACUCUCUAAGUCAAAUACAGAUGCAUCACAGUAACAAUCAGAAUAGAGUCCUAGUCCAUUGUGCAAUGGGCAGAUCUAGGUCUGCUUCCAUGGUUAUCAUGUAUCUAAUGAGAAAAUUUCAAGUCUCAUUUGACACCUCCUUUGAUAUCGUAAAACUAAGAAGAGAAAUAAUAGACCCCAACGAAGGGUUUAUAGCUAAACUAAAAGCCUUCGACAGAGAGCAAUUUAAGCUUAAAAGAGGCUACUCAUUCAGAGCAGGUGUAGACGAAAUAGAUGAGCUUGAAGAACUUUCUCAAGCAAGUGAUACUUCGGAUUCUUCUACAGAGGAUCUGCUAGAGAAAUCUACAGUGCCCUCUACAGAUAUCAAAAUAAGGCCUAUGUUGUUGUAG